GCCCACAGGUUCAAUCAAUGGAUCGAUCACAGACUGCACAGAUGAGAGCUGCCCCGAGAAAAACACAAGCCAAACAAAACCCGCAGCGAUAAAGCCCCCCACGCACCAAAAUUUUGCAGCCAUACCCCCGCGCAGAUCUUUUUUCGCUUCCCCGGUGAUCACGCCACCUCCGCCUCACCUCACCGGCGAUCGGCGAUGGAGAGCUCCGGUGAGGCGGACCCGGCGGGGCAGGACCAGGACCGGCGCCUCGCGGCGUCGCUGACGGCGCGGUACUCGGACUGGGUGCUGGAGGCGCUGGACGAGCUCCCGGGGUGCUUCCUGCUCACCGACCCGUCCCUCGCUGGCCACCCAAUCGUCUACGCCUCCCGGGGGCUCGCCACCCUCACCGGCUACGCGCGCCGCGAGGUGCUGGGCCGCAACGCGCGCGUCCUCCAGGGCGCAGCCACCGACCGCGCCGCCGUGGCCGGGGUGCGCGAGGCCGUGCGCGCCCAGCGCGCGCACCAGGUCGACAUCCUCAACUACCGCCGCGACGGGUCGCCGCACUGGGUGCUGCUCCACUUGGCCCCCGUCUUCCACGCCGCCGACGGGAGGCUGCUCCACUUCCUCGCUGUGCAGGUGCCCAUCGCCGCCGCAGCGCGCAGGCCGCCGUGCCGCGCCGCGGCGGCGAUGUUCGCCGCGUGCCGCGAGGAGGCGAGGGUGGACGAGGAUUUCCCUUGCGCGAGCCACGCUGGGAAGGUGUUUGUCGAUAUGGAUAAGAGAGGGCUGGGGGCCGAGGAACCACGUGUAGCUAGUGAUAGUGAGAAAGAGAAGGCAAUGAGUACGGCUAACAGCAUCUUCUCCGCGCUGAACCGCUACAGCAAAUUAACUGGUCUUGUGGUCUGCGGGAAGAGAUGUGACUCUGUUGGCAUCCAAGCACUCAGUUCUUCCUUAAACCUCUCUCUCGGUAGAAUCAAACAGAGCUUUGUAUUGACUGACCCCCAUUUGCCUGACAUGCCGAUAAUCUAUGCUAGCGAUGCUUUUCUAUCACUAACAGGUUACUCGAGAGAAGAAAUAUUGGGCUGUAACUGCAGAUUCUUAAACGGUCCAGGUACCAGCAUGGAGGUUUUAGAGGAGAUAAAUCAGCAUAUUUGUUCUGAGCAGGCAUGCACAGUGGAUCAACUAAAUUACAGGAAAGAUGGAAGCUCAUUCCGUGAUCUUCUACAUGUAUCUCCUAUCCGAGAUGCAUCGGGCAAGGUUCGCUUACAUCUUUCUCAGGUCGCAUUUCAUAUCUGGGUUCACCUUGAUGUGGGCACAAAGCAUGAUUUUAACGGGUUGACCCCUGAGGUAUGGCAGCUUGGUGCCGUUGGUGCGGUGAGAGUUGCAGUCAGAGGCUUAUCGGCGUCAGGUAGCCUGUUGAGACCGUCCCAAUAGCGCGUCUCGAGUCUCUUUGCCAUUUUGACAUGUCGACUUGCAAAUGUACAUUGCAGCUGCCAAUUGUAUGUAAAGUAACUGUUUAGGACAAAAAAAGAAAUUCAGUUCAUUUAUAAGGAAAAUUCCAGGUAAAUACAUGAUGGUUGUUGUGAUUUUGUAAUCAUGCGAAAUGGAGUAAAGAAAAGAAAAUAGAAGACCCAUAAUUUCUUCAAUUUCA
This is a messenger RNA of Phragmites australis (common reed), 1627 nucleotides long. RefSeq names its product protein TWIN LOV 1. The transcript has 7 exons. Gene Ontology annotation, cellular component: nucleus. The coding region runs from base 196 to 1410 and encodes 404 amino acids. NCBI's taxonomy places the organism in Eukaryota, Viridiplantae, Streptophyta, Magnoliopsida, Poales, Poaceae. The record is from RefSeq and is a predicted model, not a curated record.